UUGGUGGCCCACGGGCGUAUGGCCGAGAAGGAAGCCCGGAGAAAGUUCAAGCAAAUCGUGGCUGCUGUCAACUUCUGUCACUGUCGGAAUAUAGUCCACAGAGAUCUGAAGGCAGAAAACCUGCUCCUGGAUGCAAACCUUAACAUCAAAAUAGCAGAUUUUGGGUUCAGCAACAUCUUCACACCCGGUCAGCUGCUGAAAACCUGGUGUGGGAGCCCUCCCUAUGCUGCUCCCGAGCUCUUCGAGGGAAAGGAAUACGAUGGGCCCAAGGUUGAUAUUUGGAGCCUCGGCGUGGUGCUGUACGUGCUGGUGUGCGGCGCUCUGCCCUUCGACGGGAGCACGCUGCAGAACCUGCGCGCCCGGGUGCUCAGCGGGAAGUUCCGCAUUCCCUUCUUCAUGUCCACAGAAUGUGAACACCUGAUCCGCCACAUGCUGGUCUUGGACCCCAGCAAGCGGCUCUCCAUGGAGCAGAUCUGCAAACACAAGUGGAUGAAGCUCGGGGAGGCUGAUGCCGAGUUCGACAGGCUGAUAGCAGAGUGCCAGCACCUCAAGACGGAGAGGCAGAUGGAGCCGCUGAACGAGGACGUGUUGCUGGCCAUGGCGGACAUGGGGCUGGACAAGGAGCGUACCAUCCAGUCGCUGAGAGCCGAUGCCUACGAUCACUACAGCGCAAUCUACAGCCUGCUCUGCGACCGCCUCAAGAGGCACAAGAACCUGCGCAUUGCGGCAUCUCCGAGUAUUCCCCGGACCAUGACCUUUCCCACCUCAAACAUCCAGGCAGAACAGACGGGCAACACCAUGAGCAUCAACGUGCCCCAAGUCCAGCUCAUCAACCCCGAAAACCAAAUCGUGGAGACUGACGGAACGAUGAACUUGGACAGUGACGAAGGGGAAGAGCCGUCGCCUGAAGCUCUGGUCCGUUACCUCUCGAUGCGAAGGCACACGGUGGGAGUAGCUGACCCUCGGACGGAGGUGAUGGAAGAUCUGCAGAAGCUCCUGCCUGGCUUCCCCCGCGUCACUCCCCAGGCUCCGUUCCUGCAGGUGACGCCCAACGUCAACUUCAUGCACAGCGUGCUGCCCAGGCAGGCCCUGCAGCCCACGGGGCAGCUGGAGUACAAGGAGCAGUCCCUGCUGCAGCCCCCCACCCUGCAGCUGCUGAACGGCAUGGGCCCGCUGGGGCGGAGGGCGUCGGAUGGCGGAGCCAACAUCCAGCUGCAUGCCCAGCAGCUGCUGAAACGGCCUCGAGGCCCCUCGCCGCUCGUCACCAUGACGCCGGCUGUCCCAGCUGUCACCCCCGUGGAUGAGGAGAGCUCUGACGGGGAGCCGGAUCAGGAAGCUGUGCAGAGAUACUUGGCAAAUAGGUCAAAAAGGCACACUCUGGCAAUGACCAACCCUACAGCUGAAAUCCCUCCAGACUUGCAGAGGCAGCUAGGACAGCAGUCCUUCCGACCCCGGGCUUGGGCUCCACACCUGGUACCCGAUCAGCACCGUUCCAUUUACAAGGACUCGAAUACUCUGCACCUCCCCACCGAACGCUUCUCCCCGGUUCGCCGCUUCUCUGACGGUGCUGCCAGCAUCCAGGCUUUCAAAGCCCACCUGGAGAAGAUGGGCAACAACAGUAGCAUCAAGCAGUUGCAGCAGGAGUGCGAGCAGCUGCAGAAGAUGUAUGGCGGGCACAUGGACGAGAGGACGCUGGAGAAGACGCAGCAGCAGCACAUGCUGUACCAGCAGGAGCAGCACCACCAGAUCCUCCAUCAGCAGAUCCAGGACUGCAUCCGGCCACCCCAGCCAUCUCCACCCUUGCAAGCUCCGUGUGAAAACCAGCCGGCUCUGCUCACUCACCAGCUUCAGAGGUAA
Molecule: messenger RNA, 1857 nt
Organism: Eurypyga helias (sunbittern)
Lineage: Eukaryota; Metazoa; Chordata; Aves; Eurypygiformes; Eurypygidae
Gene: SIK3
Product: SIK family kinase 3
Exons: 15
Coding region: 19-1857 (612 amino acids)
Biological process (GO): protein phosphorylation; intracellular signal transduction; microtubule cytoskeleton organization
Cellular component (GO): cytoplasm
Molecular function (GO): protein serine/threonine kinase activity; tau-protein kinase activity; ATP binding
Source: RefSeq, a predicted model, not a curated record